AUGGCCAGGCAUAGCUAUUCUUUCGAGGCUUUCUUCUCGAAGGAAGUGUUGAAGUAUGCUUACUCACUGUUUCCGGAAAGCACCGAUGAAGACGCCGACCUUGAGGAAAUCGGAAAAGCUCUCAGAAGGAAAUCCCAUAGUCGAAGACAGGCGUCCAAUGCAUGCACAGCUUCUGAUCUAGUGCAGAUCCCUAUCAGUCGGAAUGAAACAGUAACAUGGCUCUUGACGGUCGACCUCGGGAUGGAGAAGCCAGAAAGAGGCUUCAAAAUUGAGUCCUUUUCCAUGAGUUUUGGCAAGGACCGUAUUCCGUGA
This is a messenger RNA of Perkinsus marinus ATCC 50983, 312 nucleotides long. RefSeq lists its product as hypothetical. The transcript is spliced from 2 exons. Bases 1 to 312 code for a protein of 103 amino acids. The record is from RefSeq and is a predicted model, not a curated record. NCBI's taxonomy places the organism in Eukaryota, Perkinsozoa, Perkinsida, Perkinsidae.